GUGGCCGAGAGUGGUUCAGUCAGUCGUUGCCGCUCGCUCCGCGCGCUAAGCUGCUUGAAGGUCUGUCGCAAGCGCGCUGGAAUAUGACCAGUAUACUGCCCAGUCCGCCGUCCAGCGACGACCACCUGACCACGGCGGGGUUCUUCAGUCACGUGCCGGCUUGGACUACCACAACCAUGCUGCCCGGACUUUGUCGGAGCCGCGACUUCGGCUGCCGGCCCUGCACACCGGAGACGCCAGACGACUCGUCUAGCCGGGACUCGGACUCCGGCUGCUCGCCGAACCACGGUCUCAAGGACGACAGUUGCUUACAGGAUGCGUGCGCGACGGUGACGUCAUCGUCAUCGUCACCCAAAUCGGCAUACAAGCACGUGCCGCACCGAGAGAAGCCUCCGCACCUUGUGGCCCGGAGGAAUGCCAGAGAGCGACGCAGGGUGCAGGCAGUGAACAACGCCUUCUGCAGGCUACGGAAGUGCGUGCCCGUCGAGAACAGGGCCAAGAGACUGUCAAAGGUCAAAACUCUUCACAGGGCCAUCGAAUACAUCGAGGCACUUCAGCGUCUUCUGACAGAGGCGGACAAGGCUGUUACGUCAUCUACCGCCCCCGAAGAGGUCUGCGCACCAAGCGCCAUCUACCAGGAAACGCCGGCGCCAGUCUGCGAUAAGGAGAACGAUGCUAGUCAACGGUGGAUCACUUUGGAAAAUGCAUCCGUGUGUGGAGCGGAGAGCUAUCCCGGUUACCUCAACUUCUACGAAGAAUGUGGCAUUGCGUUUGCCAGUUGACUUCCUUGAAGCAGUUUGUGAAAUGCGAUUGACAUAUACCUUCACAUACUCCUGUACACUGUGUGCCUUGCUGACGGGCACCUGAUGUCGUCGUUCACGUCGAAGACACGUGACACAUUCCGGAAACUAUCGACAUAUAUACCUCAGCAACUCCGGUAGAUAACAAGACUUAAGACGCCAGGGAUGACAUGCAUGCAUUAUUGUACCGUGAUUCAUUCCCAUUAAUUGUGACGUGAUGCACUCUCAGGACGCGUGAUAUCGUUCUUGCCGAGCAGUUGUGACAUUGAUAUUGUUCGUGCCGAGCAGUUUUGACAAUCAUGGAUAUGCAUGACAUUCAUAACUCACGAAUAUCAUCCGCGGUUGCUCCAGACGUACGUCUGCAACUCUUGUACAUAGCUUGACUUGCUGACAUGUUCGUGAAAGCAUUAUUCAUUCCUAACAGCUGUGGUAUGAUUGAUUCCACGACAUGUGACAUGAUCCAUUCCUGAGACCCGUGUGCCAUUGUUCAUGACACCCGAAUGUGAGAACAUCCAAGCUUAGUGGAUGUAAAACCGUUCAUGGCAAAAUUGUUAUGCUUUACCCUGCAAUAAAACGACGUUACACAGAAAUAUAACGCAUGGUGACGUAACAAGACUGAAAAUAGCGUGAUCCGAGAGGAUCAUUCAUGCAGAACUGUGGCAUUUGCUUUGGACAUCUUAACAAUUUGAACAGUAUUAUGACUGGUCACACGUUUGUCUUGCCCAUACGUUUUGUUCUUUCCCUUCUUUGUUGCAAAGCCUUUAGUACUCAUUUUUCUUGUUUCUUUGCGUAUGUACCUAAGUCAUGCUUACGCACGCACAGUGGUAACCUACCGAAAUGUGAAGAAGAACUGUGCUAUACGUAAGCCAUCAGGGAUUGUGUCACCAAGGAACUCUUAAGGCCACCUUGUCGAUGGGCAUUUGACGUUGGAAGUCUGAUUUGUUUUUUGUUAGUUUUUUCGUUGAUUUUGUGUUUUCUCGGAGAAGAUGCUUGUGAAUAUACUCAAGAAUGUUCCUCUUGAAGUGGCAUUGCAGAGUUGUCCUAGUCCUCUCUUUUUUUCCAUUGUUACUUUCUACAUAAGUUUUUUUUUCCAGUUGUAAAUACGUGCUUUCCUUU
This is a messenger RNA of Dermacentor silvarum, 1916 nucleotides long. RefSeq names its product pancreas transcription factor 1 subunit alpha-like. Bases 84 to 782 code for a protein of 232 amino acids. The transcript has 4 exons. Gene Ontology annotation, molecular function: DNA-binding transcription factor activity, RNA polymerase II-specific; protein dimerization activity; RNA polymerase II transcription regulatory region sequence-specific DNA binding. The record is from RefSeq and is a predicted model, not a curated record. NCBI's taxonomy places the organism in Eukaryota, Metazoa, Arthropoda, Arachnida, Ixodida, Ixodidae. Gene Ontology annotation, biological process: regulation of transcription by RNA polymerase II; developmental process.